Messenger RNA from Caenorhabditis auriculariae, 8189 nucleotides. The record is from the annotation of a GenBank genome assembly. Lineage: Eukaryota; Metazoa; Nematoda; Chromadorea; Rhabditida; Rhabditidae.
AUGAAAUUUGAAGGUUGCGACUGUGCGGAUGAGUCAGCAAAGUCGUUCAGAAGAGGUCUUGCGUGACCCAAGACGAACCAGCUUGUUGUGGAACAACAGCAGACGGUCCAUAUUCAGCUAACAGCGAUGUUGGCUCUCGGCUCUGUCAGUCCCCAGGCGUUUUUGGUGGUCGAGAGAGCGUGGCAUCCCAGGAGACGCAGACACACAUCUCGACCAUUCGUGAGAGGCGUCCAUCUUUUCGCCAAACACUCCGAUUUCGCGCCACCCUGGAAGAUGAUUGUAAUCGAGGCGCGCCUUAAAAGGACUCGUCGUUGCGGUUUCCGCCAUCGGAAUGACGGUCUCUUCGAAAAUUGUCUUCGUCUUGCUCGCCCUCUGGGCCGCCGUCGCCGCCAAGCCUUUCCGUCAUCAUCGGGUACCUUUUUCCAACUUUUCUUUCUAAAUAACAACCUUUCAUAACGAAAGGGAAUUUCAUAAUUUAUUACACCCUAUCUCUAGUCUAGAAAGUACACCUGCAAGCUUCAAAAUGAAGUGAAAAUUCGGUGUAACGGUUUGAUCAAAUAUGACCUCUGUUGAGCUUUAAAAUGUUAUUCUUUCUGAAAAAAAAAAUAAUGGAAAAAAAGUUUCUAUUUAAAAGAUCUCAACUGAAGAAUUAUAUUUUAAUCUCCAAUUCUUUUCAACGAGCCGAACUAUGAUAUUCUUUCUUAUUUACUAAUGUGAUCAAUAACUUUCAUAUCUAUAUAAACUGUGCGAAGUGGAGCUUGAAUAUUAUAUAUUAUAAUACUGAACUUGUACAUACGAAUCAGUUCACCGUAAUCAUGAAAUCAGGAAUAAUUAUAAACCGAUCAAAAUUCAAUAGUUACAACCGAGUCGGCCUUUUCAAAACCGUUUGACGCGCAAAGAAAGGGUCGUUGACUUCUCUUUUCGCUCCUGUGUAACAGUUCACCGGUCGCCAUCCGAUGGUUUUUAUCACGAAAGUGUCGUGAUUUCAGGGUCCUCCGCCAUGUGGUCUGCCACCAUUCAUCGAAGACCUUCCUGAGGACGCUCAGAACAAAAUCAAAGAGAUUUGGAAGAACUGGAAAGAAGGCGACAAAUGCUACGAGGAGCAAGGACUUACACACGAAAUUGUGAGAAUUUCACGUCUACGAACAUUUUCCCUUUGGCUUGCCUUUCUAUAUUAUAUGUUUCAGAUGGAUUCCUUGCCCAAAGACACUCGCAAGACGAUCUUCAAAAACGGCAUGAUGCCUUCGUUCCUGCGCCAGGCGCCAAAGGAGGUCCAGGAUCAGUUCAAAGCAAUCUGGAAAGACCGCACGAUCAGCUUCGAAGAGAAGCCCAAGAAGUUCAAAGAACUGGCUGAGAAAGUCCUCACCGGCGACCUCCUCAAGCAGUUCAAUGAACAUCAUGCCAAAAUUGAGAAACAUGUCGAGGAGUACAAACUAAAGGUAAAUUAGUCAACUUUGCUUCAAUCCUCUUUCUUCCAGGCUUCCAAACUGUCUUCCGAAGCCCGCGAAGCAAACGAGAAGAUUGACGCUUUGAUGAAGCAGAAGCACGAGAUCAUCAACGGUCUGAGCGAAUCUGCACGUGACGAACUUUUCGAUUUGUGGCGAGAACGGUUUUCUGGACAUCACGGACCAUUCGGCCACCACGGACCUUUCGGAGGUCGUUAAACUCGAAAAGCUUUCAUAACUUAUACCUGUACAUUAUUAAUUAAAUAAAUUUCUAUGAACUGGUGUUUUUUUUUUUGUUUCAAAGAGUUUUUAACAGAAGAAAGAUUCAAGCCAACAAACAUAAUUUCAACUUGAAAAAUUCUACAUUCUUGGAAAAAAACUAUCCAAAGCUGUUGCAACAAAUAUUCACUUUAUCAUGUAAAUUUUCCUAUCUUAAAUUUUCUAACUUCUCAAGCGGAAAUUAGUUUUUUUUUUUUUUUGUAUUUUUGAAAUUGACUGAUUUUUGGUUUUUUCUGCGUCUCAAGAACUCUUCACACCGAACCUCGGUGACCGAGGUCGGACUCUAGAAGUUGAGAGACGUCCACAUUAAGGUCACACCACACAUCAGAGAUCUAACAAAAGUUGAAAAACAUGAAAAAAGCAGCGUUGACCCCUAGGAAAAAGUUUGGCAUGUGGAAGAAUGGAGACUCAUCGUCGAUGUAUGGCCGAAUGCAUUGGAGACGUUCUGAUCGAUGGAUCUCGAGAGAGCUGGACGGCUCGAAGACGCAGAGAAGCCGUAAUGAGGAGACAGCUGUCGGGCUCCGAGACGCAGAGAGACCCCUUGGAGCUGAGUUUGAAUGCGUCCGUCCACCCUUGCUUUUUCUGGCUUUUCUCCGAAAUCACCAUUCAUAGCUCUGCUAAACUGAGAAUUUGAGUAAGUUAUUUUGAAUAAAAAUCGCCGCUAACUAACUUCUAUAUUCUUUUUCGAAAUAGUUACUUCUCAUGCCCUUAUAUAUUUUUCGAACUCGUUCAUUCAUUAAUUUUUCGAAUUUCAGGAUUUCGUAUUGAUAUCCAUUAAAAAAAUAAGAAAUUGGAAUUUAGAUCAAAAAAAGUCGGAAAUUUUUUUAAAAAUCCUAUUCAGUCUUUUUCAAAUAUGAAUUCAGAUGACGUUUUUCAUCGGUGAAGUACUCAGAACUGGCGCAGAACGAGCCUGAAGAGGAGGAGGACGCCAUGUUCGCCGACCCACAGCCGUCGGGGAUGGAGUACGGUAGUCCGGCAGGUACUUUCGACUCCGUCUUCACCUACGCCAAUUACAACGACCUCGACCGAAUGGGCUACGAAGCUCCUCGAAGGUAGUUCAAAAACUGAAAUGAAACUCAAUGAUUAUAAUAAAAAAAAAACCAGAUUAAGGGCUUCGGUUUUGACGCAUUCGGUUCUCGGCUUUUCAAAUUAUCAAAACUAGAAGCUCAAUUAGUUUAUGACGAUUUUUUAAGUCAACUUAGCGUUUUAGUUCAGUAUCUUUUUAAAUAAAAACGUAAGUAAGUUCAAAGUGUCCCUCUUCGCAACAAAAACCGCCAUUUUCGUCGAGGAUCUGCGACGAAACCCUGAAAAAAUAACUUUUUGUCCUACUUUCUUCCGUUUGUUAUCCUAGAAAAAAUUCUAUUUUAUUUCAUACAUGCUUAAAUAAGGCCAAAGUCGAAGGUUUAACAAAGUCCUACCGUGCCUCCGUGACCAUGAUCAGGUAUACUGCUAUUUCUGAAUUUCCCACCAGCGUUUUCAAGAUGUUAAAGCAUUUUUUUUUCAAAUUCAGGUAUGGAAAUACGUUAGGAAAUCGAUAUAGUCACUACACGUAUACGAAUCUAUUCAACGACGAAGAGACAGAGGUCAAAAACUAAGUAACCAAAAAAAUGAUAUACUUUUUCAGGUGAAAGCCAUGAGCAGUGUGGAAUUGGUCCUUUACCUGUUCUCGGUCGUUUUUGUCGUCCUUACGAUGCCUCUUUCGUUAUUAUUUGCUGUCAAGGUGAGCUUCCUGAUAUUUAGUAAGCCUCUCUGGAUCAUUGCGAAAAUUACUUUAUCUCUUCAAUAUUUUUUCAGACUUUUUGGACUUAUUUCUGUCUUUCAAAAUUUUACUUCUGUUGGAAAAAACUCAUAAAAGAAUUUCUGAGGAAACAUAAACUGCUUGGAAAAAAUUAGAUCAUACUUUUUCUGUAAGAAAUGAAUUAGAGCAGAUUGCAGUUUAUUUCUUCUUCGGAACGGCUGGUGGUGAUGAGACUUGGCCGAGCUCAGAAGACCAGAGGACCAGGCGUCGCGAUAAUUGUCCCUUGCAUCGACACUUUCCAUCGCGUCACCACAAACGUCACCGCCUUCAACGUCCCUCCGCUCCAGGUAUUACACGGGAAUCCGAAAGAUUGAAAUCCGGCUCAGGUGAUCACAACCGAUCGCGGACUCAUUGAACUCGGGGCGACUGUUUUCCUCAAAAUACGCGACCCCAUCGCAGCAGUUUGCGGAGUUCAGGUUUUUUCCUAAUAUUUGGCUCCGUCCUUCCUCUGUACAGAUAUAAUUUAUAGGACCGAAAUCACUCCAUCAGAAUGCUGGCCAACACGAUGCUGUACAGGUACGUGAGCCGGAAACGCGUCUGCGAAAUUUCCAAUGGACAGGACCGUCGUAUCUUGGCAGCCACUUUCAAGGUUGGUGAAGAGCUUUCCAGACUUUCAUCUAUUUUUUUUUUGAAGGAUGAACUCGGCAGCUUCACUGGACGCUUUGGCAUCGAGAUCACUGGCGUAGAAAUCUCAGAGGUCAAAGUAAUAAAAGAAGGUGAAAACAUGGGUCUGGCCGCCUUGUCCUCUGUCGUGAAGUCUGACGCAGGAAAGAAGUUGUGGGAGGUGACUGCGUUCUCCUCAACUUAUUCAGAUUUUGUUUUCAGGUAAUUGGUCCGACCGUAGAAGAGUUCUCGAAGCAAUGCGUAGAGACGAGAGAGGAGACCAGCGAAAACCUGACUGUUUUGGACGAGAUGCCUCAGAAACCCGACCAGGAGUGUGUAGACGUCGAUCACUUGAUCGACGUCGCCAAUCUUGUCAUUGACGACCACCUCUCAAGGCUCAUCGGCAAAGUAUAUCAGAUCCAUCUAUCAGAUCUUGAACCGAUCUUCGUCGACCUAAGAAGCACGCCCGGCACUGCCGGAAAAGGAAUCAGUCCCAGAAAACCGGACGUCAUUUUUGAGACGAGCCAGUCGGUAUUCUCCAAACUAAUUAGAAAAUCUAUAUCUCCCAUGAAUGCGUACAUGGAUGGCUCUCUUAAAAUAACAGGAUCGAUUCAAGACGCUCUUUCUUUGAAGUAUCUUGUCGAGAGGAUGUCUGAAUGGAUCUAAUAUGUUGACCUCGCCCUCCAUUGUAGUUUCUAAACUUUCGAAUUGUGUUAGAUUGGCAUAUUCUAGCAUUGUAAUAUUUUCCUCCGAUUUCAUUUUAUUUUUCACGGUGAUUUUUUUCGAUAAACCAGUUGCUGUUCAACUCUCGAUCCCUUAAAAGUCACUUUAAAUUUUAAAUGACUUUAUACUUUAUUAUUAAAUAAGGGCAUAUGAACUAGAGCUUUUAACUGUGUCAUUUUUAAAGGCCAAUUUUUAUGAACCUUUUUUUCUCUUUUUUUUCAUCUUUGUGUUUUUUUUGAAACAUAAUACUGUACAAAGUUUUCUUUUUCGUUGAACUAUUAGCUUAUUUAUGCGGGAUGUUAUCUUUCAAAAAAAUGUCAAGAGAUUAAAUUUACAAUUAAUAAACUAAUAGUUUUUUUCAAAUUGUAUUAUUAUGGUGAAAAAAAUAGAAUAAAAAUUAACUACAUACAUAUUUCAACUAAAAAUAUAUAUAUAUAUAAUUGAAAAAAAUAACGGAAAAAUUUCCCUGCUGGCGGACAGCUGUCGCCGCCCUUUUUUAAAGGCACAUAGCCCUUCAAAAACAUCUGGUCCCACGAGGAGGCCAAACCAAUCGAAAUUACACGUGUGUGGCGAGAGGGAGGUGUUCUACGUUUCGAACGAAUUCUGGAUUUUCGUUCACAUUCUUCGUAUGUUUUAAUUCAUUUCUUCGAGUUGGGUUCAAUGUAGGAACUAAAAAUGUUUUUUUAAGCGAGAGCUACGUUCAUUGAGUGCAUAAAAUUACAAAAAUAAAAUAAAUUAUUUUCUCGCUUCAAAGCUUAGUUUUUAGACAGCUUUAUUUUCUUUGAGAACCUUUGGGUUAGCACUUUCAUAUUCAGAAUUGAGUUUAAUUUUUAUUUUUUUAAUUUUCUAUUCCAUUGUAUUUCGCAAUUGACGUGAAAUUUUUUUUGAAUUGUGAAAUUACGUAUAUUUUCUUCUUUCCAGGUGUUAAAUCGCAAAAAGUUCAUAUGGGUUUGACUAUUUCUUCCCUUUUCAAUCGCCUCUUCGGCAAGAAACAGGUUCGUGCUUUUUUUUCGUUUUUCAUAGUUUGGGCGUUUUAAAAGAAAUUUUUUCAGUUUUGAAAAGCGAUAGUUCUAUCAAUUUCAUGAUGCGAUUCGAUCCUCUUUUAACAAACAUUUUCACCUUUUCUCUGUUUAUUAUUUUUUCGCUGUGGUUUAUUCGAUUUACAUAUCUUCAAAAUGAAAUUUAAAAAAAUUCUCUAUUUUUCCGAAUUUUUUUUUAUAUUUUUAGGUUCGCAUUCUGAUGGUUGGAUUGGACGCUGCCGGUAAAACGACGAUUUUGUACAAGCUCAAGCUCGGAGAGAUCGUUACAACUAUUCCCACGAUUGGUUAGUGUCAUCUUUGUUUUGGUAUUUUUUAUUUCUGAAAGCAUAUUGUUCCUCCUAAAGUUUACUAUAAUUUAAGAGAAAAGUUAAAGUUUUAAAUAAUUUCGGUUAAUCGAAUAUGGACUGUAUUAUAUAACGAACUGAAAUUAAAAAUUCUACUAGAAUAAUUCUCGAAACAAGAAAUAAGUGGUUUUUUUUCUCAAUUUUGAGAAUUUUUCAGGAUUCAACGUUGAAACUGUUGAAUACAAGAACAUUUCGUUCACCGUUUGGGAUGUCGGAGGUCAGGAUAAGAUCCGCCCGCUGUGGAGACAUUAUUUCCAAAACACCCAAGGACUUAUUUUUGUGGUGAUACUUUUUUGUCAUCGGUUUUUGAAAACAUAUUAAAGGUUGAUUCUAACGACCGAGAACGUAUCGAGGAAUCAAAGGAUGAGCUGCACAAAAUGCUCAACGAGGACGAACUUCGCGACGCCACUCUUUUAGUUUUUGCUAACAAACAGGUGUUCAACAAAUUUUUUCAUAAAGUCAAUUCCCAUUUAGGAUUUGCCAAACGCCAUGACGGCAGCCGAGCUCACCGACAAACUUGGUCUUCAUAACCUCCGCUCAAGACAGGUAUUUCUCUAUUUCAAAGUCAACUCAGCGGAUCGUCAAUUUCGACGAAAUUUUGAUUUUGAAGAUCUCAUAUUCCCUUCUACUUUAUACUCACUGUUAUUCCCCGACAUCUUAUAGCUUUUUUUAAAAAAAUUCUGUUUUUUUCUUCACCACGCUUUUUUUGAAAAAUCAGGACUAGAGAAAUUUCUUCAGAAAGUAUAACUCUUCAUUUAAAAAAACUUCAAGACUUGUUAGAACCGCAGGAAGAGUUCUCGUUUAUUUAUUAAAUAUUAAUAUAUUUAGAAGUGGGCUCAAUGCCGUGUUCAAAUGAAUUUCGACGAUUUCGAGAUUGACGCGUUAUUCGUUUAAAAAGUUAAGCAAAAUAUGCAAAAUCGAAUUUCUGCGAGACUUCAAAAAAUUAGAUCCUAGAACGGUACAUCGCGAUAUGCAACUUUCACGGUGACUUACAAGCGUGAACAUGAAAUUUUUGUUGAAAAUUUUGGAAUUUGAAGUUUCGCGCCCAAAAGUCGCUAUCUAGCUGUAGGGCCCCAAUUCGUUCAACGGCUUGAAUAACAGUUUCGCAUAUUCUGCGAGAUCAAGUUGAAAGAAUAACGCGGCAGUUUUUAGUUCGUCUAAAUUACAUUGAACACGACAUGGAUCUUCAUUUAUUUUUAACUAAAAAAAAGCUGUUAUAAAAGGCUGUACGCUCGAAAAAUUAGGUUCAGAAAGUUUCGUAUUACUUUUGGUGGUUUUAACUAUUAGUAGUGUUUUUUUUCGGAGCCAUAAGUUUGAAUGCCAUGUAAUCGAUUUUUUUCAAUUUCUAAUUUAUUUCUUUGUCGUUUUGGAUCUUUAUUUCUAUUUUUUGUUGAAGCAAGAGCUAUUUAAAGCAACUCUCAAUCUCAAAUGUGCAAAAAAACUUAUUUUCCCAGCUACUGACAGAUAAGAAAAAAAGCGGCUCUACACAUAUUGAAUGUUUAAAAAGAAAGAAAAAGAGGUAAUUUUUGAAAAAAAUUCGGAAAUUACUCAGUGCAUUCUAUAGAAAAAGUUUUUUUUCAUAGUUAGGCCUAUAUUUCCAGUCUUCACUCUUUUUUAUUCCAUAAAUCCUUUUGAUGCAUUGUUUUGAGUCGUUUACAAAUAACUUGUGUGCUUUACUCGAAUUUGGUUCUCAUAAUUUGGGGACGACGUGAAAUCUUUAUCUUCGAAAAUGUAUUGAAAAAAAUUCUAUACUAAAGUAUACUUAUAGAAGAUUUCCAAUACUUUUUUUUUUCGAAGGAUUCCUUCCGACGCAAAAUUCAAAAGAAAAAAAAACUGAAACUCUUUUUGGCUGAUUUUUCCCAUUUUUCAGUGGUACAUCCAAGCUACUUGUGCAACGCAGGGCCAUGGUCUCUACGAAGGUCUCGACUGGCUCUCGAACCAGCUUUCAAAGACCUAA